Diprion similis is the source of this 2292-nucleotide messenger RNA. RefSeq names its product modular serine protease-like. NCBI's taxonomy places the organism in Eukaryota, Metazoa, Arthropoda, Insecta, Hymenoptera, Diprionidae. The transcript is spliced from 12 exons. The coding region runs from base 1 to 2292 and encodes 763 amino acids. The record is from RefSeq and is a predicted model, not a curated record. Gene Ontology annotation, molecular function: G protein-coupled receptor activity; serine-type endopeptidase activity; protein binding. Gene Ontology annotation, biological process: proteolysis. Gene Ontology annotation, cellular component: membrane.
AUGAAUGGAAAACAAUUUAUGCCACUCUUAGCAUCCGGUAGCACUCGAGAAGCCGUUAGAAAUUCACGACCGAACAAUUUCAACAGAUGGAGUUGCGGAGAGUACCAGUUCGCCUGUUCAAACGGGGAUUGCAUCGCGAGCGAAUUGCUGUGCGACGGAAGAGCCGACUGUUCGGAUCAGAGCGACGAGACCCAGGUGGAAUGCUCAAAACCGGAGCUGACCUGUCCGGAUUUCGCGUUCCGGUGCACUUACGGGGCCUGCGUCGACGGAGACGCGGCCUGCAACGGCGUCAAGGACUGCAUCGACAACAGCGACGAGGCACUGACGAGGUGUCCAGGUAUUUCGGCGGCUGUCCCUCAGGCGAGGUGCGGUCUUGAGGACUUCCGGUGCACUAAUGGACAAUGCGUUAACUCGACGUCUCUCUGCGACGGGACCGUCGACUGCGCCGAUCGGAGUGACGAAACUGCCCUCGCCUGCGGAUCCUUUCCCUGCAGCCAGUUGGUAUUCCGGUGUAAUUACGGCGCCUGCAUCGACGGCGACCGCACCUGCAACGGAGUCCGCGAUUGUGCCGACGGCUCGGACGAAGAUCUCCUGCGAUGCGGCGGUCCAACCACUCCGGAAACCGUUACUCCCUGGACACCGACGCCGACGCGACCGCGGACCGGUACGGGGUCGUCCCGGGUGUUUCCGGCGAGGUCAUCGUCUUGCGAGAUCCCGCCGCAGCCAAGUAACGGCCACUGGAAGCUCCAUCGAUCACAAUGCAACGACGAGCUGAACUGUCCCAACCCUCAAAAUGGUGAGCUGGAUCCUGGUACCCGCCUGCAAUACACCUGCGAUCCAAACUUCAAGGCAAACGGAAGAACCGAAGUCUACUGCGAAUCUACGGGAAGGUGGUCGGAAAUACCCGUCUGUGUUGAAAUCACCUGCAAAUCCUUGGAAUCUGUUUCGAUGAUAACGAGUUGCGAACGAUCGAAUGAUUGGUCAGCAUGUGGCUCUUCAGUGCGACCAAACACCACGGCCGAACUCGUGUGUCGCGCUGGUUACAAGAAGGAUUCAAGUCUUCUGGAUUCCGGCAGCAAAACUGUGACAUGUAAUACGCAUGGCGAAUGGGAGCCAAGACCGAUAACCUGCGUCUCAAAGUGCGGAAUGACGAAUAUCCGGCUGACACCGACCAUACUGAAUGGAAAAUCCGCCGACGUCUCAGAAUUUCCGUGGCACGCGUCGCUGUACAAACAGAGUAACAAUUCGCUGGGUACCAAAGAGUUCAAGUGCGGCGCAACGAUAGUUCGGACCAACAUCCUGCUGACCGCCGCCCAUUGCGUUUAUGACGAGAUAUCGAACAUGGUCGAGACUCCCGAAAGCUUUCACGUGGUUACCGGAAACAAAUUCCGAGAUUACGACUCUCCGCUUCACGAUUCACGGGUCGUUCGAAAGGCUGCGGUGAAACGCAUCUACGUCCCUGUCGAAUUUUUGGGCAAUGGCGGUAAUUACGGUUCCGACGUAGCGGUCAUCGAGUUGCGGGAGCCGUUUCAGCUGUCUGACAUCUUGAUGCCGAUUUGUAUGAAUCUUGACGGUCUUAGUCACCAGCUGCUGGAAGCUGGCUCAGUUGGAAGAUUUGCUGGAUAUGGUGGAACGAAUACCGCCUCGUCGAGCGCAACUCUAUUGACUACGAACAUUUCCUACGUGUCUUACAAAACAUGUGGACUGUCCAUGGGUAGCGAGGAGAACAGAAAGUAUCUAACGGUUGACAAGUUUUGCGGGGAAGGCCAAAGCGGAACAGCCGCUUGCCCAGGGGACAGCGGCGGUGGUCUGGUAUUUCAGAGUGCAGGAAAGUGGCACAUUUUGGGAAUUUUGAGUCUCCGUUUGAACAAGAAUACGUUGAACGUAGACAAAACUUGCGACAGCGAAGCUUACGCUCUUUUCACCAGGGUUUACGUUUACUUUUCGUGGAUCAAUCGGCUGAUUUCUCAACCUCCAAGUUCCACCGUUGCGAGGUUUCUGAGAUUCAGGAGAGGAUUAUUUUGGAAACACGGUACAAAUGUCGGUACACACGGUGCAACUUCGUGGAUUUUAUUCUGCGGCCUCUAUGGAAUUGGAACAUACAUGGAGGACGGUACGUACUUUGGUUCAAUUUUCGAAAAAUUUUGUCAACAUCAUUUGAAACAAAGACAAUUCAUUGACAAAAGCUGCUUCAGAUCAACGACUUUCCAACGUCAGCUUCCGCUACUAAUUGUUUCAAACUCUACCAAGCAAGUACAACACUUCUGCUUCUCCUCAGUUGAAUUUUGCUAA